This is a messenger RNA of Salvia miltiorrhiza (redroot sage), 844 nucleotides long. RefSeq lists its product as uncharacterized. Lineage: Eukaryota; Viridiplantae; Streptophyta; Magnoliopsida; Lamiales; Lamiaceae. Gene Ontology annotation, cellular component: cytoplasm. Bases 152 to 604 code for a protein of 150 amino acids. The transcript is spliced from 6 exons. Gene Ontology annotation, molecular function: protein phosphatase inhibitor activity. The record is from RefSeq and is a predicted model, not a curated record.
CUUCAACUUCAACGCAAUCUCUCUUUUUUGAGAGAAAAAUUGCUAGAAUUUUUAUCAGUCUCAGUUUCAGUGUUGAAUUGUUAAGUAUCAGAAGGCAUAUUUAAUUGUUUCUGGUGUGGAAGAAAAGGCGCAAAGGGGGCGAGCAUAGAAGAUGGCCGAGAGAGAUGAUGAUGAAGAUAAAAAAGUUGUAGAGACUGCUCCAGAUGCUGAGGGGGCUGAGGAUUUGCCUAUAGAAGAACCAAGAGAAGUCGAUACGUGUGUCGAAAACCAAAUGCCCUCGUUGCACAAGGAGGAGGAGGUCAUCAAGAAGAAGUAUGGCGGCUUGCUGGCGAAGAAGCCUCCGUUGAUCUCUAAGGAUCAUGAACGCGCUUUCUUUGACUCCGCGGAUUGGGCUUUGGGCAAAAAGAGCAAAGGACCAAUUGAGGCCCUUCUUCAACCUAAACUGCAGCCGUCGCCUCACCACCAAGCACGCUCAAGGUCGCCCUGCGCCCCUGCAGACGACGCUCAAGGUGAGAGUGAGAGUGAGAGUGAGAGUGAGAGCAUCCAUGGAGGCAGCUGUGAUCAUCUAAACACUGGCCUUUCUCAUGAGAAUCUGCAGGGAUGACGUUCUCGUUCAAGAUACCGAUGUUUUAAGCUUCCAACGGAGAUGGUGUUUGCAUUUUACGACGGGUUUGUGUAGCAUUUUCGACGCUUAAGAUCCUCUAUUGCCCAAUGUUAGGGUGUAUAUUUUCCUUAAAUAAAUUCGAAAUUUUUAGUAUUGCCGCGUGUCGAUCAUCCACGAAUGUAAUAUGAGAUGUUGUAAAAAUUGGCAAUAGAAGAUAUGAAGUGGAAAUUUGGAUGUGAA